CGGCAGCUGCGGGGAACGGGCGCUGCCGAGCCGCCGAGGAUGAGCUGGUUCAACGCCUCGCAGCUGUCCAGCUUCGCCAAGCAGGCGCUGUCGCAGGCGCAGAAGUCCAUCGACCGGGUGCUGGACAUCCAGGCCGAGGAGAGCCCCUGGCCCGACGCCGUCAUCCCCGACUACGGUGACGGAACAAAUUCUCUCAUAAGUGGAGGAUGGGACACAUCUUCCUGGGGUUUGAGCUCAAAUACAGAACCCCAGAAUCAGCCAGUAUCUCCCACAGCAAUCACAAAGCCAGUGAGGAGGACAGUAGUGGAUGAAUCUGAAAAUUUCUUCAGUGCCUUUCUCUCUCCAACAGACGUUCAGAGUAUUCAGAAAAACCCAGUGGUGUCCAAACCUCCAGCCAAAUCACAGCGACCCAAAGAGGAGGUGAAAAGCACUUUAAAGGAGUCUCAGCCCUCCAGCCAGCUGGAAGGGCCAGUGACAGCAGAGACAGAAGUGAAGGAUUCCUCCGUAGCUGUGCUGGACUUGAAAAGCCUUGAUGGUCCCAAGGAGAAAUUAGAAGAGAAUCCUGUGCUUAAAUCUGAUGCUCAGCAUGAGGCAAGCACAAAUGAAGUUACUGACAAAAAUGUGUCUGCUCUAAAUUUUGAAGAACCUGAAGAUUCUCCUACUGAAAAAUGCAGUGUGGGAGGGGAUGGAGCAGCAGGUGCACCUGAGGGCACUUCUCAGCCCCUUGCAGCAGGCGGGAAAGACCUGGGUUUGGAAGGGAAGGAGAGAAAGACAGAAGACAGACAAAGCAAUACCCCAUCACCUCCCAUCAGCACCUUCUCCUCAGGCACUUCCACAACGAGUGAUAUUGAAGUUCUGGACCAUGAAAGUGUGAUAAGCGAGAGUUCAGUAAGUUCCAGACAAGAAGCUGCAGAUUCAAAAUCCAGCCUUCACCUCAUGCAGACAUCGUUCCAGCUCUUAUCCACGUCUGCCUGUGCGGAUUAUAAUCGCUUAGAUGACUUCCAGAAAAUGACCGAGAGCUGCGGCUCCUCGGAUGCUUUUGAAAGAAUCGAUUCAUUCAGUGUGCAGUCCUUGGACAGCAGGAGUGUCAGUGAAAUAAAUUCAGAUGAUGAGUUAUCAGGCAGGGCUUCUGCUUCAGCGUCUGUCGCUGUCAGUCCGUCCGUGCCAAAGACAGAAACGGUUGACGCCCUGAAAAAUAAAUCGGAAAACUUGAAUGAUGCUCCUGUGUUACAUGCUGAGGAAGCUGAGAUGGAAGAGAGUGGGAGAAGUGCAACCCCUGUUAAUUCUGAGCAGCCAGAUGUUGUUUUGGUUGCUGCUGUGCAAACUGUUGAAGAACAGGUGGUGAAGGAGGAGGCCGAGCCGCAGCAGGAUGCUGGGGAGCAAUUGGUAGAAGAGGUCACUGAAAAGCAAGAGCUUAAAAAGAUGAUUGAUUCAUUAACUGAGAAGCUGGAGAAGAGGGAAAUACAGUUAUUAAGUACUAGUAAAGAAAGGGCUCGCCUGGAAGAAGCUUAUGAUAACCUAAAAGAUGAAAUGUUUAGAAUGAAAGAAGAGAGCAGCAGCCUUUCAUCUCUUAAAGAGGAGUUUGCUCAGCGAAUUGCAGAUGCUGAGAAGAAGCUCCAACUAGCCUGCAAAGAGAGAGAUGCAGCUAAAAAGGAAGUAAAGACUGUUAAAGAGGAAUUGGCUACUAGACUUAAUACCAAUGAAACUGCUGAAUUACUGAAAGAAAAAGAAGAACAAAUCAAAGGAUUAAUGGAGGAAGGAGAAAAGCUGUCCAAACAGCAGCUGCAUAAUUCCAACAUUAUUAAGAAAUUAAGAGCCAAAGAGAAAGAGAGAGAAAAUAUUAACACAAAACAAAACAAAAAGAUUAAGGAAAUGGAAGAGGAGUUGCAGCAUUUAAAACAGGUGCUUGAUGGCAAGGAAGACCUUGAGAAGCAGCAUCGAGACAGCAUUAAACAACUGAAUGGUGUUGUGGAGAGACAAGAAAAGGACCUUGCUAAACUUCAGGCUGAAGUGGAGGACCUUGAAGAAAGGAACAGGAGUGUGCAGGCAGCACUCGACAGUGCAUACAAGGAACUUGCAGAUCUUCAUAAAGCUAAUGCCACAAAGGACAGCGAGGCUCAGGAAGCAGCCCUGAGUCGGGAAAUGAAGGCAAAGGAAGAGCUUGGGUUAGCACUGGAAAAGGCUCAGGAGGAAGCUCGGCAGCAACAGGAGGCUUUGGCAAUUCAGGUGGCAGACCUGAGGCUGGCACUGCAACGUGCAGAGCAGCAGGCAGCAAGAAAAGAAGAUUAUUUACGGCAGGAAAUUGGUGAAUUACAACAGAGACUCCAAGAAGCAGAGAGCAGGAACCAAGAGCUGAGCCAAAGUGUUACCUCUGCUACACGGCCCCUGCUGCGACAGAUAGAGAACCUGCAGGCCACGCUAGGAGCACAGACCUCUGCAUGGGAAAAACUGGAAAAGAACCUCUCUGACAGGCUGGGUGAGUCUCAAACUCUUCUAGCAGCAGCUGCUGAGAGGGAACGUGCUGCUACAGAAGAACUUCUUGCUAAUAAAAUUCAGAUGUCUUCUUCUGAAUCUCAAAAUAGUCUUUUAAGGCAAGAAAAUACCCGUCUUCAGGCUCAGCUGGAGGUUGAGAGAAACAAAUUGAAGAAAAUGGAAAAUGAAAACAGCAGGUAUGAGGUUGAACUAGAAGGGCUCAAAGAUGAGUAUGCAAAAACCUUGGAAGAUGCAAAGAAAGAAAAGGCACUGCUGGCUACUCAGUUAGAGAUGGAGAAGAUGAAGGUUGAACAGGAGAGAAAGAAGGCUAUUCUUGUGCAAGAAGCAGCAAAGGAGAAGGACCGAAAGUCAUUUACAGUUGAAACUGUAUCGAGUACGCCGUCAAUGUCCCGCUCCAGUUCCAUAAGUGGGGUGGACAUGGCAGGUCUCCAGACCUCUUUCCUCUCACAGGAUGAUCCUCAUGAUCACUCAUUUGGACCAGUAGCUACAAGUGGGAGCAAUCUCUAUGAUGCAAUAAGGAUGGGAUCAGGUUCAAGUAUAAUUGAAAACCUUCAGUCACAGCUAAAACUGAGAGAAGGAGAGAUUUCACAUCUACAGCUGGAAAUUGGAAACCUGGAGAAAACUCGAUCAAUAAUGGCAGAAGAGCUGGUGAAAUUAACAAAUCAAAAUGAUGAGCUUGAAGAAAAAGUGAAGGAAGUACCAAAAUUACGCAUACAGUUAAAGGAUUUGGAUCAGAGGUACAACACCAUUCUCCAGAUGUAUGGGGAGAAGGCAGAGGAGGCUGAGGAACUCCGGCUGGAUCUGGAAGAUGUGAAAAACAUGUACAAGACUCAGAUAGAUGAACUUUUAAAACAAAGACAGAAUUAAUUCCCCAUGGGACUCUUUAACUCUUUGGUGACAGACUGUAAAGAUAACUGUUUAUGUAAAUGCUGAAUUUAAUUGUCUUGUAAAAAAACCCCUGUAUUAUAGAAAAUGUGACUAUAUAAUAGAGUUCAUAUGUUGACAGAAGAAUCAAUGCUUUAAGUGUCCUGUUCUGUCUGCAGUUAAAUUAUUUGUGCAAUAUUUAA
Messenger RNA from Cyanistes caeruleus (blue tit), 3560 nucleotides. RefSeq names its product TATA element modulatory factor 1 (gene TMF1). NCBI's taxonomy places the organism in Eukaryota, Metazoa, Chordata, Aves, Passeriformes, Paridae. The record is from RefSeq and is a predicted model, not a curated record. Gene Ontology annotation, cellular component: endoplasmic reticulum; Golgi apparatus.